GGCUCCUCCUCCGCCACCGCCUCGCCGGGGAUGCUGCGGCCGGGCCGGCUCCGGGAGCCCCGCGGAGCCCCGCGCCGCGCCGAGGAGCCAGCGGCCACCCGAGGCUUGGCGCUCCCGGCCGCACCGCGGGCUCUGCUAUGAUCUGGCGGCGCUGGGAGCAGCAUGGGCAGCGUCAGCAGCCUCAUCUCCGGCCACAGCUUCCACAGCAAGCACUGCCGCGCCUCCCAGUACAAGCUCCGCAAGUCCUCGCACCUGAAGAAGCUCAACCGCUACUCGGACGGGCUGCUCCGCUUCGGCUUCUCGCAGGACUCCGGCCACAAGUCUGGCUCCAAGAGCAGCAAGAAUGAGGAUUUCUUUUACAUCAAGGUCAGCCAGAAGGCGCACGGCUCGCAGCGGCCGGACUACACCGCGCUGGGCGGCGCGGAGCUGGCCGUGCCCACCGGGAGCAGCGCGCUGGACUUUGGGACGCCCACGCCACAGAAGUUGAUGCCCUUCCCCAGCCAGCUGGAAGUGGGCGGGGAGAAGCCGCUGCCUCGUCCCACGGCCUUCAAGCCGGUGCUGCCGCGCUCCGGGGCCAUCCUGCACUCGUCCCCCGAGAGCGGGGCGCCCCUGGCCCAGCAGCUGCACCCCCCGGAGAAGGCCAAGGAGCAGGAGCUGCGGCCACUGCCCUGCUCGGGGGGCCUGUCCGACUCCGGCCGCAACUCCAUGUCCAGCCUGCCCACGCACAGCACCAGCAGCAGCUACCAGCUGGAGCCCCUGGUCACCCCCAUGGGCCCCAUCAGCCGCUUCGGGGGCUCUGCCCACAACAUCCUGCAGUGCGCCAUCAUCCAGGACAGCAACAUGAUGAGCCUCAAGGCCAUGUCCUUCUCUGACGGCGGCAACAAGAUCCUGAACCCCGGCAAGGCGCCCCAGCACCGCGCCGCCGCCCAGAAGAGCGCCUGCAUGCGCUCUCCCAUUGCCACGGAUGAAUCCACCAUCCAGGAGCUGGAGCAGAAGCUGCUGGAGAGGGAGGGUGAGCUGCAGGAGCUGCAGUCGAGCUUCGAGGAGAAGGAAAUCAGCUCCUGCCAGGCCUAUGAGGAGAAGCAGCGGCGCUGCAAGGAGGAGCUGGAGGGGCUGAAGCAGAAAUGCAACAGCAAACUCAAGCAAACCUCGCAGAAAACGCAGCGGACGCAGCAGGUGCUGCACCUGCAGGUGUUCCAGCUGCAGCAGGAGAAGCAGCAGCUGCGGGAGGAGCUGGAGAAACUCAUGAAGGAGCAGAACCUGCUGGAGACCAAGCUGAGGUCCUACGAGAAGGAGAAGACCAGCUUUGCCCCAGCGCUGGAGGAGACGCAGUGGGAGGUGUGCCAGAAAUCCGGCGAGAUCUCACUGCUGAAGCAGCAGCUGAAGGAGUCGCAGACCGAGCUCACCACCAAGACCACGGAGAUCCUGAGCCUGAAGGCGCAGCUGAAGGAGGUGAGGCUGAAGAUGGAGGGGCUGGAGAUGAAGAGCCAGGAGCUGGAGGUGUCGCUGCGCACCAAGGCCAUGGAGCUGGAGGUGUGCGAGAACGAGCUGCAGCGCAAGAAGAACGAGUCGGAGCUGCUGCGGGAGAAGGUGAACCUGCUGGAGCAGGAGAUCCUGGAGCUGCGCUCCGAGCUGGCCGCGCUGCGGGAGCAGCUCCAGGGGCUCCCCCGGCCGGGCGGGGACGAUGCCCAGGCCCUGCAGGGGCAGCUGGAGAGGCUGCGGGCCGAGCUGAAGGCGGAACGCGACAACAACGAGCAGAUGAGCUGCAGCUUCCAGCACGAGCGGCAGACGUGGAAGGAGGAGAAGGAGAAGGUGAUCCACUACCAGAAGCAGCUGCAGCAGAGCUACCUGCACAUGUACAAGAGGAACCAGAGCCUGGAGAAGAUGCUGCAGCAGCUGGCGGCGGGCGAGGACGGCAAGGAGCCCAUCGAGCUGGAGAUCCCCGGCGGCACCGACGUCCCCUACGAGGACAUCAUCGCCACCGAGAUCUGAGCCACCAGGGGAGCUGUUCCCUCCCCGCCGUGCAGUGUCCCCCUGUCCUUCCGCCGCCCGUCGUGUUCCAGAGGUGACCAAGCCACUCGUGCCAAUGGUGACGUGCCCGCAGCUCCCCCACCCUGGCACUGCCCCCUCUGCCCCCGGGCAGGGAUCAGGACUCCAGGGAAUUCUCUGCCAUCCGUGCCCAGUGCCCAGGGGAUGCUCUGCUCCAGGCUGGGGGGACACAGCCUGGCCCUGCUCUGGGGAUGGCACAGCUCUGGGGAUGGCACAUCUCCAGGGAUGGCACAUCUCCAGGGAUGGCACAGCACCAUCCUGCUCGCUGAUGGUGGCAGAAAUCAGGCCAAUGUGUGCCCAGCUCCAAGGAUGGCACAGCACAGUCCUGCCUGUUGAUGGUGGCAGGAAUCAGCCCCAAUGUGUGCCCAGCUCCAAGGAUGGCACAGCACAGUCCUGCCUGUUGAUGGUGGCAGGAAUCAGCCCCAAUUUGUGCCCAACUCCAAGGAUGGCACAGCACAGUCCUGCCCACUGACGGUGGCAGGGACCAGCCCCAAUUUGUGCCCAUGUCUGGGGAUGGCAGAGCACCAUCCUGCCCACUGAUGGUGGCAGGAAUCAGCCCCAGUGUGUGCCCAUCUCUGGGGAUGGCACAGCACCAGGGAUGGCACAGGUCCAGGGAUGGCACAGCACCGUCCUGCCCACUGAUGGUGGCAGGAAUCAGCCCAAUGUGUGCCCAGGAAUCAGCCCCAGUGUGUGCCCAGCUCUGGGGAUGGCACAGCACUGUCCUGCCCACUGAUGGUGGCAGGAAUCAGCCCCAGCUCCCUGGAGGAAGCUCCCACUCCUCCUCACCCUCCUUUGUCACCGUGGGAGCGCAGAGCCACCUCCAGCCACUGCCACAUCCACCCCUGCCAGCCCGUGAGGGCCUCAGGAAGGUCCCCACCUGCUCACACCCCCUACUAUGGCCCAACUCACUGAAAUCACCCUGAGAUCACCCUGAUUUCACCCCGAAAUCACCCUGAGAUCACCCUGAAAUCACCCUGAGAUCACCCUGAUUUCACCCCGAAAUCACCCUGAAAUCCUGCUGAAAUCACACUGAAAUCACCCUGAAAUCACCCUGAGAUCACCCUGAUUUCACCCUGAAAUCACCCUGAAAUCAUGCUGAAAUCACACUGAAAUCACCCUGAGAUCUCCCUGAGAUCACCCUGAGCUCCCCAUUCAGUCCAAGCGCAGCACCCACUGCCCUCCCUCCGCUGGCAUUCUCAUCUCCCUGGGACAAGGACUCCGUCCCUUCUCCCGGCUGCCAGACAGCAGCUGGAUCUGAGGAUUCACAGGAAUGUCCCAGCCACGUUCUGACCAGGGAAUGGGGUUUGUGUUCACCCCAGAGCCCCCUGCACUCGCUGGGGCUGUCCCUCCCGGCUGCCUUAUCUCCUCCCCUGCCCUGAUCCUGCAGGAUCCGGCCCAGGGAAGCUGGUUAAACACCCCAAACCAACCACUUCCACCUUAACUUCUACCCCAGCUCUUAAAAGUUCCUCCUGCCACCAGCGAGUGGCUCCACAGAUACCGAGGUGGCCCUGCUGGUGGCCCUCGUGUCCCCCUGGGUGGGGAGGGAACCAGCAGGACCCAGCUUGUGGGGUGGGGGCCCCAGGGGACCCCUCCGUGCCAGUGCAAUGAUAUUUUUGCUGCAAUUAUUUACCCACUGCCCCAUUCCAGGGCUCUUGGGGGGGUGGUUCUUGCACAAUCCCAACGCCGCCAAUUCGGCCACGGGCUCCGAGCUGUGCGAAAUUCCGCGUCCCUCGCGCCACUGCAGCCUGGAAAGGUGACACACAGGAACCAGUCUGUGCCUUCUGCGCCCAGCCCUGAGCACCCCAAACCACUGCGCCAGCUCUCCCGGCUGGACCUGGCACUGCCCAGCCACUCCUGGCACUGCCCAGCUUUUCUUGGCACUGCCUGGCCAGUCCUGGCACUGCCCAGCCAGUCCUGGCACUGCCCAGCUGGGUCUGGUACUGCCCAUCCACUCCUGAUACUCCCCAGCCACUCCUGGCACUGUCCAGCUGGUCCUGGCACUGCCCAGCUGGGUCUGGUAGUGCUCAUCCAGUCCUGGCACUGCCCACCCACUUCUGGCACUGCCCAGCCUUUCUUGGGACUGCCUGGCCAGUCCUGGUGCUGACCAGCCAUACCUGGCACUGUCGAGCCAGGUCUGGUAGUGCCCAUCCAGUCCUGGUACUGCCCAGCCACUCCUGGCACUGUCCAGCUGGGCCUGGCACUGACAAGCCUGGCCUGGCACUGCCCAGCCACUCCUGGCACUGCCCAGCUCGGUCUGGCACUGCCCAGCCAGUCCUGGCAUUGCCUAGUUGGGCCUGGCACUGUCCAGCUGAGCCUAGUACUGCUCAGCCAUACCUGGCACUACCCAGACAGUCCUGGCACUGCCCAGACUUUCUUGGCACUGCCCAGCCACUCCUGCCACUGAACCAGCCGGUCCUGGCACUGCCCAGCUGAGCCUAGUACUACCCAGCCAUACCCAGCACUGCCCAGCCAUACCCAGCACUGCCCAGCCGGUCCUGGCAC
This is a messenger RNA of Camarhynchus parvulus, 4551 nucleotides long. It is a transcript of the gene LZTS1, whose product is annotated as leucine zipper tumor suppressor 1. The record is from RefSeq and is a predicted model, not a curated record. Bases 163 to 1992 code for a protein of 609 amino acids. Gene Ontology annotation, biological process: regulation of dendrite morphogenesis; regulation of synaptic plasticity. The transcript is spliced from 4 exons. Gene Ontology annotation, cellular component: dendritic spine. NCBI's taxonomy places the organism in Eukaryota, Metazoa, Chordata, Aves, Passeriformes, Thraupidae.